GCAUUGCUGCAGCGGCGGCGGCAGGUUCCUCUGGGCAGGGUCAGCUCGGCGGAGGGCGGUGCAGGUGGACGCGGCGGCAGGAAGCAGCCGGCCGGCCGCCCAGCUCGGCCCCUUCAGCAGCCAUGCGGGAGGCGCAGCCCGCCGCGCGCCUCUGACAGCCGGGCGCGGGGGGAUGCGGGGCUGACAGCCGCUGGCGGGGGAGACGGGAGCCGCCGCAGCGCGGGGUCCGCUGGGGGACGGUCCUGCCCUAGGCGGGGAGCGGAGAGGCCUGUCGGGCCAAGGGGUUGGCGUCUGCCUUGGGGAUCCCCUGGGAAGCAUCAGAGUGAAAACCGGCGACUGAUUUCCACCGUCUCUCCCCCACAGGCCAAGAUGUUGCGGCUGGCUGCCCUCACCGCGCUCUUUGUGCUCUUCAGGCUGGUCCUGAAGCUCUCCUGGGUCCAGGUGAUCCCUGCCCUCUUCAUAUUCUACUUGGGUUCCGGGGGAUGGAAAUUCCUGCGCAUCGUCUUCAAGACAAUAAGGAGGGACGUCACCACGGGGCUAGUCCUGCUGAGGGUGAAGUGGCAGGUGUGGCGGCACUUGAGGGGGAAGAACACCAUCCCCAAGAUCUUCCAGGAGACGGUCCGCAAGCACCCAGAGAAGACGGCACUGAUCUUCCAGGGAACGGGUGAGAGCUGGACCUUCCGCCAGCUGGAUGAGUACUCCAACCAGGUGGCCAACUACCUGUACGAGCAGGGCUUCCGCUCUGGCGAUGUUGUGGCCUUGUUCAUGGAGUCCCGCAACCAGUACGUGGGUCUCUGGCUGGGGAUGGCCAAGAUUGGGGUGGAGGCGGCACUCGUGAACUCCCACCUGCGCAUGGAGGCCCUGCUGCACUGCAUCAACAUCUCCAACUCCAAGGCCGUGGUGUUCGGGGCCGAGAUGAUGGAAGCCAUGCAGGAGGUACAGCCCUCCCUGGGGAAAUCUGUUCGUCUCUUCUGCUCCGGAGAGAGGAAUCCAGAAUCCGCACCCCCAAGCACAGAACACCUGGACCCCUUCCUGGAGAUGGCUCCUCGGCACCUGCCAAGCCCCCCAAAGAAGGGUUUCCUAGAUAAACUCUUCUACAUCUACACCUCCGGCACGACGGGGAUGCCCAAGGCAGCCAUCGUGGUCAAUUGCAGGUACUACCGCAUGGCAUCCCUGGUGUAUUACGGAUUCCGCAUGAGGCCAGAUGACGUGAUGUACGACUGCCUCCCUCUCUACCAUGCGGCAGGUAACAUUGUUGGGAUUGGCCAGUGCCUCCUCCAGGGGAUGACUGUGGUGAUCCGCAAGAAGUUCUCAGCCUCUCACUUCUGGGAUGACUGUGUGAAGUACAACUGUACGAUCGUCCAGUACAUCGGGGAGAUCUGCCGCUACCUCCUGAACCAGCCGUCCCAGGAGGUGGAGCGGCGGCACCACGUGCGCAUGGCGCUUGGGAACGGGCUGCGGAUGUCUAUCUGGAAGGAAUUCAUCUCCCGCUUCGGGAUCCCCCAAAUCGCCGAGUUCUACGGUGCCACCGAGUGCAACUGCAGCCUGGGCAACUUCGACAAUAACGUUGGUUCCUGUGGCUUCAACAGCAGGAUCCUGCCUGGGAUUUACCCUGUCACCUUGGUGAGGGUGGACGAAGACACCAUGGAGCUGAUCCGUGGGCCGGAUGGACUCUGCAUCCCCUGUAAACCAGGGGAGCCGGGACAGCUGGUCGGACGCAUCAUCCAGAGUGACCCUCUGCUGCACUUCGACGGGUACUUGAACCAGUCGGCCACCAGCAAGAAGAUCGCCCAUGACGUGUUCGCCAAGGGGGACUUGACGUAUCUUACCGGAGACGUGCUGAUGAUGGAUGAAUACGGCUACAUGUACUUCCGGGACCGCACUGGGGACACCUUCCGUUGGAAGGGCGAGAAUGUCUCCACGACAGAGGUGGAGGGGACUCUGAGCCGCAUCCUCCACAUGACAGACGUCGUCGUCUACGGGGUGGAGGUGCCAGGCACCGAGGGGAAGGCAGGGAUGGCAGCCAUUGCUGACCCCAAGAAUUCCUGCAACCUGGAGAGCUUUGCCAAUGAGCUGAAGAAGGCCCUGCCCUUGUACGCACGGCCCGUCUUCUUGCGAGUGCUGGCAGAAGUCCACAAGACAAGCACCUACAAGUUCCAGAAGAUGGAGCUGCGCAGGGACGGAUUUGACCCCGCCGUGGUGAAGGACAAGCUGUACUUCCUGGACUCCAGGCAAGGCUGCUACCUCCCGCUGGACAUGGAGGCCUUCAGGAGGAUCCAGUCAGGACAACAGAAGCUGUAAUGGGCGAGGCUCUGCAAGUCGCCUCUCGGAUCCCUCUGAUGUGUCAGAACGGGAAAGGAAAGGGUUAAAGGAUGACACGAAGGGCAGGCACGGGCUUUAUUUAACAAGUUUUACACACGCAGAUGGGUGUGUUUGAUGGGGUGGGGCAGGAGGUUACGUACCAAAGUAUAGAAUCAUUACGGCGUUAUUUUCUACUUCAUACCAGAGUGGCCCCCUGGGCUGUGAGCGUGGGGUCUUCUAUUCAUCUAUGGCCAGGGAUGUGGGACUUUUGCCAGGCCAAGAUGGCAAAGAUCAGGGGCAUGGGACCUUCGCCAGGCCAAAAUGGCAGAGAUGCGGGGCGCCACCUUCCACGAGCCUCCAUUUCCCUGCCAUUGUUUAUUUCUCUCCUUUGCUGUCCUACUCACACUGCAGAGUCCAAAAAGGGCUGGUAGCAGUGGUGCCUCUCUCAGGCCCCGAAGGACAAUGGGGGCCUGGCCCUUCCUCAAAGCAGCUAAGCUGAGGUGAGCUUUGCACUCCACACUGAACCAACCAGCUGGCUGGGGGCCAUCAUGCAAGGCCAAAAACAUUGCCUUCUUUGCGGUUCACCGUUGAAGCAUUGCAACUUUGGGGAGGUGUGGGAGAGCAUACCAGGUGCGGGGGGGGGAUAUUAUGGGGCUCAGAGGAGGGAAGGCAAGUGUCUCUGCCAUGCCUCAUUCUUUUCAGGGGAUAAUUUUUCUAUUUUAUUAUCAUACUUUUUUUUUGGCCUUAAUUUAUUGUAUUUUUUUUUUAACCAGCGCACAAACCUAGGGCAGAGUGACGGGGGCAUCCUGGUGCUAAACUAUCCUUCUCUUUUUUCUUUUUUUCUCACACGAGGACAUCCCCCUUCAUCUGGGCCUGAUUCUUCUCUUCCAGAGGUUAGGGCACAAAGGCCAUAGGCAGGCAGUUCCCAGGCCUACCUGUCCAGGAGCAGGAGGGGACUGGAGCUGUGACUUUGUGGAAUUGAGCCUCCUCGGGGCUGCUCUCAGCUGGAGUUUAUGCCCCAGGUGAGGGGUGCAAUGCUGCUGAUCUGGUGUCAUGGCACCUGCCGAUCUGGCUGUGUGUCACGCGCCUCACCGUUGUAAAGACCAGGCCGUUAAUCACAUGGCUUUUAUUUUCUUGCUCAGAUUUUGAGUACCUGCAAACCUUGUUGGUGGGCCAGUGCUCGGCAUCUC
Chrysemys picta bellii (western painted turtle) is the source of this 3491-nucleotide messenger RNA. The record is from RefSeq and is a predicted model, not a curated record. Lineage: Eukaryota; Metazoa; Chordata; Testudines; Emydidae.